This is a messenger RNA of Scutellospora calospora, 567 nucleotides long. NCBI's taxonomy places the organism in Eukaryota, Fungi, Glomeromycota, Glomeromycetes, Diversisporales, Gigasporaceae. The record is from the annotation of a GenBank genome assembly.
AUGUUAAAAGGUUCGGUAGAAAUUGAUGAAACCUAUGUAGGCGACAAAACACCCGUAUUGAUAAUGGAGGAGAGAGGUGGCAACGCAAUCGCCCAAGUAGUUUCUGAUGUUAAGCAAAAAACCUUGGAACCAAUAAUCAGAAAAUAUGUUAAAGAGGGGAUUAACCACAAGAAAAAGCAAUAUGUCAAGGGUAAGGCUCGGGUUGCCUUGAUUGAAAACUUUAAUUCCCAUUUAAAAAGAGGUAUUCAAGGAACUUAUCACUGGGGCAUUAUGGUAAUAGCAAAAGAAGUCCGAAUAGCCCUCCAAAGACUAAAACUAAUUGAAAGACUAAUCCUACACCGAGAAACCCCUUGGUUAUUAUCGGCUGAUGACAAGAAAAUAAAAGAUGAUGAUAGCCAAGUUAUUAAGAUGUUAAAAAAAGCCGUCAAACCUGAAACUAGGACAGUCGGCACCCAGACUGAAACUAUUUAUCUUUUAACUCCCCAAGAAAAAGAGGCCUUGGAUAAAGAGAUUGAGAACUACAAUAAAAAACCAGGGCAGUAUAGGGUUGAGUUAGGAACAGCCUGA